GCUGGCACUGACAUCAUGAUGCGUCUAUUUUGUAAACCCUUUCGUCAGAUGAGGCUUUGAAGAUCGGUCAUUCGGCAAUGGGGAAAGUUCUAAUGCGUCCCUUGCCUAAAGCCUACCACAGGCACCACUAAACAGCGCAAACAUAACACUUUCAUCCCACCCAACCAUUAGUGCCCACAAAACAACACCACACUAUCAGAGAAUAACCCUUUAUCGAAGCCGGACCAAACACAAUGAAAAUACUACUUCCCGCUUUGGCAACCUUAUUCCAUGUUCACGCCUUCCCCCACUCACAGAACCAAAUUUUCGCGUCAAACACCACCUGGCAGAUAUCUCUAUAUCAAAACCGGCAAUGCACCGGCGAAGAAACAUCUUUCUCUGGAAACGGAACAUUGUCCUGCCACGAUUCAAUCCUCAACGGCGGUUCCUUGGGCUACAUAGCAGCGACAAUGGGAAGUGGCUCGAAUUGUUCCGUGCAGGUUUUCAACGAUACAACAUGCAGUCAGACCAUUGAUGUUGCGGGCUUAGGGACCUGUCAGACUCCGGUUCUGCAGGAGGACGUGCUGAUUCGGGGGAUCUCUAUUUCCUGUUAGUUUUGACACAUCUUGACUGGGUCAAGGCUUGAGGGUCUUUUUAAUACUCAGAUUCUUUCUCUGCCUUUUUUUUUCCUUCUAUCGCAUUUCAUUAUCUCCUUUCUUCUCAUUUUGAAUGCGAUCUGUGUUAGCAAGCCACGGUUGUAACCUCCUGUUACUUUGACGAGUCCUAUGAUCAAUGACAAUCUACAAACGAUUAUACUAAA
Aspergillus piperis CBS 112811 is the source of this 799-nucleotide messenger RNA. RefSeq lists its product as uncharacterized. Lineage: Eukaryota; Fungi; Ascomycota; Eurotiomycetes; Eurotiales; Aspergillaceae. The transcript is spliced from 2 exons. The coding region runs from base 234 to 593 and encodes 119 amino acids. The record is from RefSeq and is a predicted model, not a curated record.